CACCGUGACCUCAAGUUUGAAAACAUCAUGUUUGAAUCCAAACAUCCCGAAGCGGCCAUAAAAGUAAUUGACUUUGGUUUAUCCAAGGAGUACUCACCUAACAACCAUAUUUUGACGGAACGUGUGGGGACCCUCUACAGUAUGUCGCCGGAAACAUUACAAGGCAUUUACACCAAUCAAGCUGACUUGUGGAGCAUUGGAGUUUGUACAUACAUGAUGUUAGCGGCAGGGGAUAAGCCUUUCGAAGGCAAAACACCCAAGCAGUUGGUGGCUAAGAUAUUGAUGGGCAAAUAUGAUUUCGAGGCGGAGGUAUGGAAGGAUAUUUCACCCGAAGCCAUCUCUUUUAUUCACAGUCUAUUGGUUGUUCAACCAGAGAAUCGAUCAUCCGCUACGGACGCAAUGCGUCACGGUUGGUUGACACAUGCCACCCGACAAAAUUCGGAUCACUCGUCCGUGGAUGAUAACUUUCGGCAGCGCGUCAAGCAAGGUAUUAUUCGGUAUUCCAACCUCGGGGAUUUUCGGAAACUUGCUCUCAAUGUGGUCGCUAAGAAGUCGACCUCCGCGGAGAUUUUUGAGAUACGAAAAGUCUUUGAAGAGUUUGAUACAAAUAAUACAGGAACGAUUACGCUGCCAGAGUUUAAGGCUGCAUUGGAACAUUUCGACUAUUCCGAAGGAGAUCUUAUGGAAAUUUUUCGCAAAGUGGACGUCAACAAGAACAAUGUUAUCAACUUCACAGAGUUUGUUGCUGCCUGCAUAGAGACGCAAGGUCAUAUAGAAGAGCAUCGUUUAGGUGAAGCGUUCGAUUUUUUGGACUGCGACGACAGUGGAUACAUUUCAAAAAAAAAUUUGCGGCACAUAUUGGGAGAACGCUGCAAUGAUCAAUACAUUGAUUGUUUAAUUCGCGAAGCGGACUUCAGAAAGGACGGCCAAAUAAGUUAUGAAGAUUUCUUA
This is a messenger RNA of Phaeodactylum tricornutum CCAP 1055/1, 951 nucleotides long. RefSeq lists its product with no specific name. Gene Ontology annotation, biological process: intracellular signal transduction; peptidyl-serine phosphorylation; protein autophosphorylation. Gene Ontology annotation, molecular function: ATP binding; calmodulin binding; calcium ion binding. The annotation marks the transcript as partial. NCBI's taxonomy places the organism in Eukaryota, Bacillariophyta, Bacillariophyceae, Surirellales, Neidiaceae. The transcript is spliced from 3 exons. Gene Ontology annotation, cellular component: cytoplasm; nucleus. The record is from RefSeq and is a predicted model, not a curated record.